UGACCCGCGGGCGGCGCGGGGCGGGGCGGGCGGCGCGGUGCCGGUGUGCGCGCGGCCAUGGCGGCGGCGGCGGAGCGGGGCCGCCUCAGCUUCCCGGGGGGCGCCGGGGCCCUGGGGCGCCCCGUGCCCAUGAACCUGUUCGCCACCUGGGAGAUCGACGGCUCCAGCCCCAGCUGCGUCCCCAGGUUGUGCAGCUUGACACUAAAGAAACUGGUAGUCUUAAAGGAAUUGGAUAAGGAGCUUAUUUCUGUGGUCAUUGCUGUCAAAAUGCAGGGCUCCAAGCGCAUCCUGCGGUCUCACGAGAUUGUAUUGCCCCCGAGUGGACACGUGGAGACGGAACUGGCGCUGACCUUCUCGCUGCAGUACCCUCACUUCUUGAAGAGAGAAGGCAACAAGCUUCAGAUCAUGCUGCAGCGGCGGAAACGGUACAAGAACCGAACGAUUUUGGGCUACAAGACUCUGGCUGUUGGGUCCAUCAACAUGGCUGAGGUCAUGCAGCACCCCACAGAAGGUGGCCAGGUACUAAGCCUCUUCAGCAACAUCAAAGAAGCUGCAGUGAAGGUAGCAGAAAUCUGGAUCUUCUCCUUGUCAAGUCAGCCAAUUGACCAUGAAGACAGCACGAUGCAGCCCAGCCAGAAAAUCAAGUCUACAGACAACUAUUCCGAGGAAGAGUACGAGAGCUUCUCUUCUGAGCAGGAGGCCAGUGAUGAUGCCGUACAGGGCCAGGAUUUGGAUGAUGAUGAGUACGAGCUGGGGAAGCCCAAGAAGCAGCGGAGAUCGAUAGUAAGAACGACGUCCAUAACCAGGCAACAAAACUUCAAACAGAAGGUUGUGGCAUUGCUGAAGAGGUUUAAAGUGUCUGAUGAGGUUCUGGAUUCAGAGCAGGACCCAGCGGAGCACGUCCCAGAGGUGGAGGAGGACUUGGACCUCCUGUAUGACACGCUGGACAUUGAGAACCCCAGUGACAGUGGGCCAGAAAUGGAAGAUGACGACAGUGUCUUGAGCACUCCAAAGCCAAAGUUAAAACCUUAUUUUGAAGGACUGUCGCACUCCAGCUCUCAGACAGAAAUUGGUAGCAUCCACAGCAUCAAGAGCCAGAGAGAGCCAUCAAGUCCUCAGGUAGAAGUGCCUGAAAAGUCAAAGACCCUCGGAACCAAACAUCCAGGCGACAGUAUUUCUGACACUGUAUCUUUUGAGUCCAGCCAGCAAGCUGAGGUUCAAGAAGCUGAGCUUCCCACACCAGAUGUGUUUGUUGAGAAGCUCCCGCCCAGCGGGAAGAUCACCAAGACGGAGUCCCUCAUUAUCCCAUCCACCAGCAGGUCUGAAGGGAAGCAGACGGGACGCCGGGGAAGAAGCACGUCUCUAAAGGAGAGGCAGCCAGUGAGGCCGCAGAACGAGAGAGCGAACAGUCUGGAUAAUGAACGAUCUCCAGACACCCGGCACCACUUACAGAUCCCCAGGAAAACCGUGUACGACCAACUAAAUCACAUCCUGGUUUCUGACGACCAGCUGCCAGAAAACAUUAUUCUUGUCAAUACUUCUGAUUGGCAAGGCCAGUACCUAUCAGAUGUCUUACAAAAGCAUACCUUGCCAGUGGUCUGCACAUGCUCCUCAGCUGAUAUUCAGGCAGCUUUCAGUACUAUUGUCUCCAGGAUACAGAGAUACUGUAACUGCAAUUCUCAACCUCCAAACCCCAUUAAAAUUGCAGUGGCCGGAGCCCAGAAUUACCUCAGUGCUGUAUUGAGGCUCUUUGUAGAGCAGCUGUCUCACAAAACCCCAGACUGGCUCGGCUACAUGAGAUUUUUGAUCAUCCCUCUAGGAUCUCAUCCAGUGGCCAAGUAUCUGGGGUCUGUAGAUUAUAGAUACAACAACUUCUUCCAAGAUCUAGCCUGGAGAGAUCUGUUCAACAAACUUGAAGCACAGACCACUGUUCCAGAAGCACCUGAUGUUGUCUCCAGAAUAACACAGUAUAUAGCAGGGGCAAACUGUGCUCACCAGUUGCCCAUUGCUGAAGCAAUGCUGACGUACAAGCAGAAAAGGAAAAAGAGCUUUCAUUUUGAUUUUACUCUAAGCCCCGAUGAAGAAUCUUCACAGAAGUUCAUUCCCUUUGUUGGGGUGGUGAAGGUUGGAAUAGUGGAACAAUCCUCUGCAACGUCAGGUGACUCUGAUGACGCAGCUCCCUCAAGCUCCAGUGUCCUUUCUUCUACCCCACCCUCUGUGUCUCCUGCUGUGAAAGAAGCCUCCCCCACGCCACCUUCCUCACCGUCGGUCACAGGCAGCUUCUCGUCCUCAAGCCAGAACCUUGGUGCUGAGCUGAUGGGCCUGCAGGUGGAUUACUGGAUUGCAGCUCCACCCGUGGACAGAAAGAGAGACCCGGAGAAGAAGGACCCCUCCACUACCAAAAACACACUGAAAUGCACUUUCCGGUCCCUCCAGGUCAGCAGGUUACCUGCCAGCGGUGAGAUUGCCACCACUCCGACCAUGUCCAUGACUGUCGUGACAAAAGAGAAGAACAAGAAAGUGAUGUUCUUGCCCAAGAAAACAAAAGACAAGGAGGUCGAGUCAAAGAGCCAGUGUAUUGAAGGCAUCAGCAGGUUGAUUUGCACAGCGAAACAUCAGCAGAACAUGCUGCGGGUCCUGAUCGAUGGGGUAGAGUGGAACGACGUCAAGUUCUUUCAGCUGGCAGCACAGUGGUCCUCUCAUGUCAAGCACUUUCCCAUCUGCAUAUUCGGACACUCCAAAUCUAACUUCUAGCCGUGCUCGGCGGAGGGACCUUCUGUCUGUCCCAGGGACUGCACACCAGGAGCCAGGAACUGCGUGCCAACUCUGACUCGCGUCGCUCUGCCCUCUCCUGCAGAAUUAAUUACAGAUGUGCUUGGAUUACUUUUGAAUUACUUUUUUCUAUUAACUCUUAAGUUUACUACAAGGGAAGGAAGCCCCUUUAAACAAAGGCAAAAAAAAACAAAACA
Molecule: messenger RNA, 2969 nt
Organism: Oxyura jamaicensis (ruddy duck)
Lineage: Eukaryota; Metazoa; Chordata; Aves; Anseriformes; Anatidae
Gene: PACS2
Product: phosphofurin acidic cluster sorting protein 2
Exons: 25
Coding region: 58-2754 (898 amino acids)
Biological process (GO): protein localization to plasma membrane
Molecular function (GO): transmembrane transporter binding
Source: RefSeq, a predicted model, not a curated record